AUGCACCCGAUCAACAGCAUAUUGUAUCUGGAUUCUUCGCCAUCGAAUCCUUUACGUUGGAAAGUAGCAACACCAGCUGCGUCAAACCAAGUUCAAAUUCAACAUACAUGCACAGAUGAUAAGACAGAUUCAAAGAGUGUCGUUUCAACGCUCGUUGUAUCUCAUGACCAAACAAAAGAUCUUACUACGAAUGAUGUAAAAACGACGCUAUCAUCGACAAUCAAAGAUAAAUGUCAAGACGAUUUGAGUACACAAGGACACAAUGCAAAUACAAUUCAAUCGGUUGAUGUAACAAAAGUCACUAAAUUAAAUGAUACUCAUUCAAGUAUCGACGUAAAAACAACCUGUCAAUCGGAGAAAGAUAAAGAAACAGUAAAAGACACGUUGAACACCGUUGUUCAACAUGAUGAUGUAAGUAGCAGAUUUCUUAUCGAUUGA
This is a messenger RNA of Didymodactylos carnosus, 438 nucleotides long. The record is from the annotation of a GenBank genome assembly. Lineage: Eukaryota; Metazoa; Rotifera; Eurotatoria; Philodinida; Philodinidae.